AUGCAACAUUCGUAUCAUGGCCGAUUCGACAAUUGGUGGAAAGAUGUCGGCCUUCGCAAGCUGAUCUGUUGGCAAGCAUGUAUUCUGGCGUCGCAAAUGGUGACGGGCUAUGACGAAAGUGUUGUUGGCAGCUUUCAGUCGAUGCAACCUUGGAAAGACUCUAUGGACCACCCCGACGCAUCUCGUCUCGGCCUCAUCACCACAGUCGUUUUUAUUGGAGGAUUCGUUGGCUCUUUUGUUGCUCCACCAAGCUCCGACUACUUCGGUAGAAGAAUCAGCAUGCUCAUUGGCUCAACGACAACUCUUUGUGGGACCAUACUGCAGGCUGCCGCCCACAACUCUGAUAUGUUCAUGGCUGGAAGGUUUCUCGUUGGUCUUGGUAUCAGCUUCACCUGUGUCGCUGGUCCUCCUUUGUUGUAUGAGCUAGCGCGUCCAUCUAUGCGAGCAGCAAUGACCUCAACAGUAAGUAGUUGCUCUCGAGCAAAUGAACAGGAGCAUGCACAACAUCUGACACAUAUCAGUNUCAACGUCCUAUGGUACCUAGGCUCAAUCAUUGCAGCUUGGGUUACUUUCGCGACCGGACACUUGUCUACCACUUGGUCAUGGCGAAUUCCAUCCCUGAUCCAAGGAGUCACCCCAGCUAUCGUCAUACUAGCAGUUCUUUGUGGUAUGCCCGAGUCUCCAAGGUGGCUGUAUGCUCGUGGCAAAGUCGAAGAAGCACGAGCCAUCCUUGCACAUUAUCAUGCACAUGACGACCUGAAUGCGGACGCUGUUCAACAACAGUUGAACGAAAUCCAGGCCACACUUGAACUUGAAAAGUUUGCCAGAACAGCUGGUGUUGGUGCUCUCUUCCGUACAAAAGCGAACCGCAAGCGUAUGACUGUUGUUGUUGCGAUGGCGUUGCUCACGCUCUGGAACGGACAGGGGGUCAUCUCCUACUACUUUUCACCCAUUCUGGACAGCGUUGGCAUCAAAGACACCACAUCUCAAACAGGCAUCAACGGCGGUCUGCAAAUCUGGAACUUCCUCUACUCCAUCAUGGGCGUGGUCCUCGCAAGCAAGAUCGGCCGCCGUCCACUAUGGCUGAUUUCUUUUGGUGGUAUGAUCUUUGCUAAUGUACCCUUGACGGUAGCAAGUGCCAUGUAUGCAAAGCGUGACUCCAAGCCGGCCGCAUAUGUCGUCGUUGUCUUUCUAUUUAUCUACGACGCUGCUUUCAAUCUGGCCAACAAUCCCCUCCUCUACAGCUACCCGACAGAGAUAUUGCCAUUUGCUAUUCGAUCUCGUGGCCUUGGCGUCAUGGUGGCAGUUUCUCAAGCCGCCUUGACAGUCAAUCAAUAUGUCAAUCCUAUCGCCCUGGCGCACAUCGGCUUUUACUACUAUAUUUUCUAUCUCGGCAUGCUCAUCUUUGGUACCAAGAAUCUGUCAGAAGAAGAGCUUACUCUGCUGUUCGAGGACAAAGAUGACGUGGUGCUGCAGGGACUUGAGACAGGAGAGCGCAAGGCCACGCAUACUUCGGACGACGCACGCGAGAAGCUUGACUUUUCAGUAGAAGUUAAGCCAGAUGGAUCGAUCUAG
Messenger RNA from Aureobasidium uvarum, 1575 nucleotides. The record is from the annotation of a GenBank genome assembly. Lineage: Eukaryota; Fungi; Ascomycota; Dothideomycetes; Dothideales; Saccotheciaceae.